Messenger RNA from Neohortaea acidophila, 393 nucleotides. RefSeq names its product CAP domain-containing protein. The record is from RefSeq and is a predicted model, not a curated record. The annotation marks the transcript as partial. Gene Ontology annotation, cellular component: extracellular region. The transcript is spliced from 2 exons. NCBI's taxonomy places the organism in Eukaryota, Fungi, Ascomycota, Dothideomycetes, Mycosphaerellales, Teratosphaeriaceae.
UCGGGCGCCGACUUCUCGUCCGCAGUGUUGAACAGCACGAACUUCUUCCGCGCCCGCUUUCUCGCGAGUCCAGUGCAAUGGGAUGCGACUCUUGCGCAGUUCGCACACAAGCACGCUCAGGGUUGCCUCUGGGAGCAUUCGGGCGGUCCAUACGGAGAGAACCUGGCGGAGGGCUUCGCGACUCCAGCGCUGGCCGUUGACGCCUGGGCUGCAGAAGAGAAACACUACCAGUACCCGGAUGGCGGCUUCUCCGAGUCCACUGGCCAUUUCACCCAGCUGGUCUGGAAGAACACGACACACGUCGGCUGUGGAGCUGUGAACUGCGGUAGUGGGACUGGCGGCGACGCGGCUUUUGGCUGGUAUCUUGUGUGCGAGUAUGCGCCGGCGGGAAAC